AUUUUGAUCUAAUGUUAUUUCAGACCUAUCAAAAGCUACAGGUGCAUUUUUGAGUGUUUAUGACAGGUGAUGGUAUAAUGUUUCACAUUCUUCCAUAAAGAUUCUUAGUUAGUAUCAUUUGUGAGUUUUUCUGACCUGAGAAGAAUAUUAUGCCCCCUUUUCUAAUUUCUUUUGAUUGCUUGUAGAUGCUGGACUUUAGAACACAGCAUUUUCUACCUUGUCUGUGCAUAUUCGGUUUAAAAUACAUUAUGAAAUGUCUUGGUUCUCAACCAAAUUUGGUAGCUCAGUUUUGUCUGCUGAAAGUGGGAAAGAAAGUGUAAAACAUGAAAUCAAAUAAGACCGAAAAAGUAGAAGAAAUGAUUUUGUUCUGGGCAUGUUAAGAAUAGAGGGACAAAGGGCUCUUAAAAUCUGAUAAACCUGAUGGAUGGAAGGCCUGGUUUGGUCAAGGUAAGCUGCCUAUUGAUUAUGCCUACCAUUUAAUUCUGACCUAACAGUCUUAUGCUAUGUUAUAUUUAGCUAGAUUGAGGAGGCAUUUAUAUUUUUAAAAGAAGUGUUAAGCAGCACUUCUUGUUAAUUAGCUUUCGUCAGGAAGAGAGAAACAAGAGCUGCAGACUUGACCGAUAUGAUGAGAGGAGAUCAAAAGAAAGAAGUAGAGAUCAUGAGAGAGAAUCCAGUCAUGACCACGACCAAGCUGAUAGUCGUGACUGAGGGAGGGAUUAUGAUCGAAGGAGCAGAGAUUGUGACAGGUACAAUGAUCGAGAACAUGGUAGGGAUUAUGAGUGCUCUCAGACUUAUGCUUCUAGAAGUCAAGACUGGGCAUGUUCAAGGUCUAAGGAAUGUUCCAGGGAUUAUGAUCAUCACAGACAUGAUCGGUACUAGAUGAUUGUUGCGAGGAACCAAAUGAGUAUGAAACUGUUCUUGCUUAGGUAAGUAAACGCAUAUAGGAGUAGUAUAACUUGUGUUUGCCCAAAUUAAUGUUUUUCUCAGUAAGUUCGAUAGUUCCUCCUGUGGACGUAUCAACAUGUUUAAUUAAGAGGAUAUUUGUUA
Molecule: messenger RNA, 1047 nt
Organism: Rubroshorea leprosula
Lineage: Eukaryota; Viridiplantae; Streptophyta; Magnoliopsida; Malvales; Dipterocarpaceae
Source: the annotation of a GenBank genome assembly